AUGCCCCGGCAAAAGGGCGUCAAGUUCCAGCAUCGGUCGAACAGCAAUGGCAACGGCAACGGCAACGGCAAUGGUAAUGGAAACCACCACCGUCGACAAAGCUCUUCCGCUACUAGCGACUCUGCCUCUGAACCCCCGAGCCCUCAGAGAGAUCACCACAACAGCAGCACUAAUGGAAAUAUUGUGAAGGGCGAAAAGCCAGAUCAAGCGUCCGAGUACGAGAAAAAGAAGCAGACUUUUAUAACACGGACAAUAUGGACACUGGCGAUGAUAGGUGGUUUUUUCGGCGCAAUGUUUGCGGGUCACGUCUAUGUCCUAAUGGUCAUUACUGCUGUCCAGAUCGUUUCCUUCAAGGAGGUGAUCGCUAUCGCGCAAGUUCCGACCAAGCAGAAGAAUCUCCCUUUGACAACCUCUUUGAACUGGUACUUCUUGGCUAUCACCAUGUACUUCCUGUACGGCGAAAGCGUCAUCUAUUACUUCAAGCACAUCCUGUUGGUGGAUAAAGUCUUGCUGCCUUUUGCGACCCAUCAUAGGUUCAUCAGCUUCAUGAUGUAUAUAUUCGGAUUCAUGUCCUUUGUCGCCUCGCUGCGGAAAAACUAUUAUCGGUUUCAGUUCGCCCAGUUCGCCUGGACUCAUAUGGCACUCUAUCUGAUUGUCGUCCAAGCACACUUCAUGAUGAAUAACGUCUUUGAAGGCAUGAUAUGGUUCUUCCUUCCCGCGUCGUUGGUCAUCACGAACGAUAUCUUUGCAUACAUCUGCGGCAUCACCUUUGGCCGUACCCAACUUAUCAGCCUCUCGCCUAAGAAAACUGUCGAGGGAUUUGUUGGAGCUUGGAUCUGCACAAUCUUCUUCGGCUUUGCGCUCACCAACAUCCUGAUGCGCUACAAAUAUUUCAUUUGUCCCGUCAACGAUCUCGGUGCAAAUAUCUUUACUGGUCUCGAAUGCGACCCCAAUCCGGUUUUCAAAGCCUACCCGUACAACAUCAAAGACUGGACUGGCUUCGACUACACAUUCUGGAUCGCCCCUAUACAGUUCCAUAUUCUUGUCUUUGCAUCAUUCGCUUCGCUGAUCGCUCCCUUUGGAGGUUUCUUCGCCUCGGGACUGAAGCGAACCCUUAAGAUCAAAGAUUUUGGCGACAGUAUCCCGGGUCACGGAGGUAUGACUGAUCGCAUGGACUGUCAAUUCAUCAUGGGUUUGUUUGCCUACAUGUACUACCAGAGCUUCAUUGCUGUGUAUAAGACGUCAGUGGGCGGUGUGCUCGAGACCGCCAUUAUGGGCCUCACCCCCGAAGAGCAGGUGGAACUUGUGAGGAGACUGGGGUGGUACUUACAAGGCCAGGGCAUUAUCUCGGAUAAGAUUGGACAAUGCUUGGACCUGGCUCUUCCCAAGAGAUGA
Molecule: messenger RNA, 1395 nt
Organism: Fonsecaea monophora
Lineage: Eukaryota; Fungi; Ascomycota; Eurotiomycetes; Chaetothyriales; Herpotrichiellaceae
Exons: 3
Coding region: 1-1395 (464 amino acids)
Cellular component (GO): endoplasmic reticulum membrane
Molecular function (GO): phosphatidate cytidylyltransferase activity
Source: RefSeq, a predicted model, not a curated record